CAUUCUCUCUCUCUCUCUCUCUCUCUCUCUCUCUCUCUCUCUCUCUCUCUCUCUCUCUCGUCAAGCCUCUCCCAUUCUCUCUCUAGAAUAGCUAGUUUUCGCCCACAAUUUAUUCAUUUAUUUUACCAACUUUUUUUUUUAAUCUUUUAUUUUGGGAAAAAAAUAAAAUCAAAUUGGAUCAAUUUUUUUAUCCAAUAAAGUAAAAUUACCAUUUCCUCAACAAAAAAAAAAAAAUUUCUAACAAAUAUUGCUCUUAUUUCAUUUUCUAAUUUUUUUUUUUUUUUUAAGGAGUGGGUGAUAGUGCUAAAAUAAAGUCAUGAAUACCAAAUCGAUGCGCCUUCCACCUCGUCGACUAUUGACACCCAAUGUUACAACCAAAGCUAAAGCCACAGCCAUACCCACAGCCACAGCCACAGUCACAGCCGCAGUCGCAGCCACAACAAACAACAACAAGCGCAAAGAGAGGGAAAAAGAGGGUAUCAAUGCUACAAUUACCAAAAUACCGAAGCCAGCUAAGGCUACAACAACAGCUCGAGCUGGUGGGAUAGGCUCUGCCGAGCUGGUAUUUUCGUCCAAUAAAAUAUUAGCGGGUUACUUAGCCCACGAGUUUCUCACUAGAGGAACCCUUUUUGGUCAACAGUGGGAUCCAACUUCUUCUACAGCAAAUCAAAACGAGGCCGUUUCGGUGUCAUCAAAGAAAGCUGAAAAAGAAAAGAAGAAGCCAAGUGGCGAAGCUGAAGGACAGGUGGAAGAAGAUCAGCAACAAAGGUACGUGGAAUUAGCAAAUUUGCUGAAAACUGGUGGGGCCCACUUUCCUGGCAUUGUAAACCCAACCCAGCUCACCCACUUCUUACACAAGAAGAUGUGAUUUCCUAUUGGGUUUUCUUCCUUUCGUUAUAAUUUUUAAAAAAAUAUUUCAAAACUUGUUGUAAAUUUUGUAAUGCGUGGUGGGCAAUUGAAACCAUUGAAUUUGCCUACCCAUUUCAAACGCAAAGGCACAAAAGUUACAAAACCCCCAUCCCUAACUUUUAUUUAAAAUUGUACCCCUUUUUCUCAGCCCAAAUAGAUCUCUCUUGAAAAUCAAAAAAUUUACUAGUCGCAUGUUUUUUUUAUGUAUUUAUU
Messenger RNA from Quercus robur (English oak), 1122 nucleotides. RefSeq lists its product as uncharacterized. The transcript has a single exon. NCBI's taxonomy places the organism in Eukaryota, Viridiplantae, Streptophyta, Magnoliopsida, Fagales, Fagaceae. The record is from RefSeq and is a predicted model, not a curated record. Bases 317 to 868 code for a protein of 183 amino acids.